AUGCUGCCACGCUACUCUCUCCUUCUCUUUGGCUUGAGGGUUCACUUUGGCGCAACAGCUCAGCCCACUCGAAACGUCGACACUGCCCAAACUAGGGACCCGAUUGAUUUGGUUGAGCCCCUUGGACAUUUGCUGAAAAGAAAUCCAGGACGUCGAUCGGGACGCACAACUGCAUACGAUCGCGACUUAUCAGAUGAUGACUCCAUUUACAUACCGGGCGGCGGUAGCUCUGAUGAUGAAAUAUACCCUUCGGACUCAGCAUCCGUGAUAAAUAUCCCACCACGGUCGAGACAGUCGACAUCUCGCCGACCUGCCAAGCCCAGCUCCCGGGGCUCACGGAACGGGGAAGCUGCUGACUUGUCGAGAGGUGUAGGACGCAUGCCAAUAGACCCCGACAGGGAACCGUACGAUAAGCCCCUGUACAAAGACCCAUGGGACGCGCGUAACCCGAGCCCGGUCAGACAACCCCAAGACGCGAGACGCAUGUCUGUAGAUCCCGACAGCCAACGGCGUCGGCGCCCAGAGCGGGACGACUACGAUGCCGUCCCGAGCUCCCAGGGCCCAAGGCCUCGCCAUGAGAAGACCAGUACCCGCCGCCCCAUGCCGGCUGCUGGCGUCGACGAGGGCCGGGGAGCCCCAUCCAGCAGUCGGCCAUACAGCUACGGCGCAGGGCAUUCGGGCAGCUCUGGGCUUGGCCAAGGAGGGUACCCCGCAGGUGCCAGGGGCGAUGUGCCACGUCCGCCGCCGUCGGCCCACCGGCGAAAAGCUUCCCGGCCAGAGAAUGUCGGCACUGAUCGCACGCCAAGGUCUCAUGGCGCUGCCAGGGAGCCAGGAUUCGUGAUUUAUCUGAAAUGGAAUGGCGAAUUUGGUUCAUUGUACGUCAAUGAAAGGGACCUCGCGUCCUACACGGUCGCUCAUCUUCGGGUCUUGUCCCAGGGCAUAUUUCCAAAGUUGAAGGACAUCUAUAGCUAUGCCUUCGUCUUUGAGGAUAAGGUAAUAUUGGACCCAGCCAAUCUGCCCAGCUUGGGCGUUACAGAAAAUUCGGUCAUCAAGCUGGUGCCCCUGAAAAAUGUCUAUGCAGAAACCUUGAGGACAGGUAGACCUCAUCUCAGCAGCCGACCAGUACCAGGCCCUCCCCCCGCUACGAAACUGAUCACCGACGGCCGUGGAAAGGGCAGGGGUGCUGUGCCACUUUCGAGCAACAGCGACAGUGAAUAA
This is a messenger RNA of Pyricularia oryzae 70-15, 1218 nucleotides long. RefSeq lists its product as uncharacterized. NCBI's taxonomy places the organism in Eukaryota, Fungi, Ascomycota, Sordariomycetes, Magnaporthales, Pyriculariaceae. The transcript is spliced from 2 exons. The record is from RefSeq and is a predicted model, not a curated record. The coding region runs from base 1 to 1218 and encodes 405 amino acids.